This is a messenger RNA of Pseudozyma hubeiensis SY62, 810 nucleotides long. RefSeq lists its product as hypothetical. Bases 1 to 810 code for a protein of 269 amino acids. The transcript is spliced from 2 exons. The record is from RefSeq and is a predicted model, not a curated record. Lineage: Eukaryota; Fungi; Basidiomycota; Ustilaginomycetes; Ustilaginales; Ustilaginaceae.
AUGUUGAGUCGUCACAAGAGCAUGUAUGCAAAGCGCACGGAUGGAUCCCGAGAUGACAAGGAAUACGUUCCAGCUGGCCGUGGGAACCUCCGUCGGGGAAAGGAUCAAGCUCGGAAGCCGAGAAUCGGUGGCUGGACACUGUCUGAUAGUCGAGGAGGGAUGAUCUGGUGCUCGUGGUGGGCAUGCGUUGGCUGCAGCAGUCGCGUCGCGUGCCGAUCCAGCAAGCUUCAUCGUGGCCCGAUUCGCAAGAUACCCGACAGGACCAUUCCUUGCCUUUGCCUUUCACUUUUCCGGCUAAAGCUGAUUUCAAAUGUUGCGAAAAUCGAGAGGGGCCAAGGGCAAGAAGAACGUGCCUACACCACACGCGCUGCAAGGUGGAACGACAACCCUUUUGUUCAUUUUUGGAAGAAAGUUCAACACGAGCCACAAAAUUUCCCGCAAAAAUUCUCUGAAAAUUUCACCUCCGAGCAGCGACGCUGUGUGGCAGCAGCCCUGAUCAAUUCGCUACGCUACCGUGCCGUACGGUGCUGCUGGAGCACAAGGAACAGCUGCCGUUCAGAUCCUCGUCGAGCUGCUUGGUGCACCCAUCCUCCUUACUCUCACCACCGCGUGUAUCGACAGUUCGGACUCCAUCUGUUGAAGUACAGGGUCACCUACCUCGUUUCGUGUUUCGUUGUCCACUACCACUCCCUGUUCCGGUCCCUCACGACGCCUUUCACCCACUCCGGCUCUUGCCUGAACAUCAACGGCUCCUCAACCCGCGUGUCGCUCACAUCUGGCGAUUCUGUGGCUGUUGCUUUCAUUCACUGA